Molecule: messenger RNA, 2978 nt
Organism: Amyelois transitella
Lineage: Eukaryota; Metazoa; Arthropoda; Insecta; Lepidoptera; Pyralidae
Exons: 6
Coding region: 646-1401 (251 amino acids)
Molecular function (GO): growth factor activity
Source: RefSeq, a predicted model, not a curated record
CACAGCUAUGCGCACAUCCUCCCCAUAAUAGCCGAAAUUUCACAUUCGAAUUCCCGAAUCUCGCGCGACUACGCGACGCGAACUUUAUAUUUCGUACACGUAAUACAUUCGAUUUUUAAACCUUAGAACAAUUAUUUUUUGAAAUUUGAAACUGUUCUGGAAAACUUGCAGUUGGCGGCAAACGGUAAAGUUGUGUGUUGGUGUCUUAAAAGUGCGUUUAGACUUUGAGAGCUUUUUUAAUUUUUAUUUGUGUUUAUCGGUGUACCGAAACAUUAUGUGAAGUGUUAUUUAUUUUGUGCUCAUUUUCAUUUGGAUUUUUAUUUGCUCCGGAAUUUUGGAAAAAUAUGGGAACGAAGUGUUUGAGCGGCACGUCGUUAAACUUUUGAACUAAAUUUUUGAUACGACUGCUUUUUAUAAACCGUUAUAUGAACGAAGAUGCUGGGGUGUGCUCUAAGGAGAGUUGCCUCAGUCGUCUAUACGCUAAAGGUCAUCAGUUUUAGCUCGGCUGUCGACAGCCGGUGCUUAGAUAAGUAGAUUAGAUUACAAUCGGCCAUCUUUCAAAAACUUUGCAACUAGUCAAGACAAUUUAGUUACCAUAGUAAAAGAGCGCGGGUCUAGGAGUCCUGGAAGAGCCACUGCGGUGGUAUGCUUUAUAUUGCCUCUUGGAUCGACUGUGCGCUGACUGGUCGCUACGUCACGUGGCUUCCCGGCGCGCGACUGCAGUGCUGGAUGCUACUAACUGUAUACACGUUACCACAGCUUGCCGUCUCUGCAAAGAUAUUGUGCCUCCUGAUGGUGGUGAUCUGCGGUGCGGUGCCAUCGAUGGUCCGGUCGGUUCGCCUCUACAGCCAGUGUUCACACCUGUACGUCAACGUGUUCCCAAACGGCACUGUCAUGGCUCGCUCCGGUGGAAACGAACAGCCGAAUCUCACCAUCAGCACCCGAGGGUUCAGCCUGGAGCUGCUCAUCCACUCCCCUGUUCAAGACAUGUACCUGUGUUUCAACCGAUCCAAAUUAGUCGGCAGGCGAUUGACACGUUUCCAAGCGGAGAGACAGCCCAACUGCCUCUUCAAAGAAGAAUUUGUCAACGGCUACAAUCGAUAUCACCUAAUGAAGAACCAAGAUCGAUACAUAGGCUUCAACAGACGAGGCUUACAACUGCGGCGCGGGAAGAGUCGCUUCCCAGAGAGGGCACACAAGUGCUUCGACUUCAUGAAGGUGGGCCGUGGUGACGACUUCAACCUGGAUAGGCACAACACAAUGAUCGCAGGGGAUCUCCCAAAAUGGCGUCCGCAACGACGUCUCCGGCCAGCUCCGCAGAACUCGAUCAAGCCUCCGUGCCAUGGGGUACGCCACCACCACGGCAGGUAUCAGAGGCGAAGGAACUGUGACGGAACGUAGGCAUCUUGACGCCAUUUUAGCAGCUCAUUCACGCUUCAACGCUUCGCGCGUUCCGUUGCCAGCUGUAGAACUUUGUGAGUGGACAGAGUAUUAGUCAACUAUCGCAGUAUUAUAACAGUGACGAGGACUGGUAGGUUAGGUGGGCCGCCGUGGGCGCGGCGUCACAAACGGCGCAUGAAUGGUAGCUAAUGCGGGGGAGCAAACAUUUGAAUGGGGAGAAAAAGUCGAGUCGGUGUUCGGACCUGUGAAAUUCCAUAAGGCCGUGUAACAUCGUGGCACUCGUUUGCUCUUGUGCCUGCGGUCGGAUCGUGCUCUAAAAGGAAAAAUGUUUCUGUGGAACGAGCAAAUAGUAGUCUCCAGUCACGAGUCUUCCGAUAGACCACCGCUGAAUUUGGUGCUUGGACGAGACGAGUCGGGGGCGGCGUCCACCCGGCACGCCACGAGGAGUAUGACGUCAUUAUUUUCGUAACCCUCAUUGCUCCGGCUAGCUCGCCAUAAGUGUUGCAAAAACGCCUUUACGUCAAUUCUCAGUGUGUUAUUAUUUAAAAUGCUUUACUGUUAAAUUAAGUGCGGAUCAUGUUAUUAUGCUUGUAAAUAUAAUAAAAAUAAUAAUUGUGUUUACUUAUUUAUCAAAAAAGUUAAUCAAAAAUUUGUAAACGUAGAUGUUAGUUGUAAAAUUGUAUUAAAAAUGUUUUGUAUUUAAUUAUGGGUAUUUAAUCUAUCCGACCAACCGCUCUCUUGUGAUAAGCCACAGUCGAUGUAACCUAGAUUUCUCUAGAUUUCUUUAUCUUCACGUACUGAAUUACAUACCUUUAAACGUAUGGCAUUUUAUUUCUGUUUAUGAAUUUGAUUGUAUGAUUUGAAAGUUUGUACAUAUUAUUUUAAGUGUCGAGGGAGUGAUAGGUUUUUGAAUCUCUAUGUCGCUAAUCGGAUUAUACUGAACAAUUCUUAUCUAAUAACAAUUUACGGUUUAUAUAACAAUGCAAUUCUGUUAAGUUAUAGGACCUAUUCUUCGUUGUUCGUAACCGUACCUACAAAGUAAAUAGUGGACAUUAUUGUAUUAAUAUAUGAAUAAGAUCUGUGCCAUAGUGUGGUGGCAGUGUGCGGCUCACGUUCGCAUUGUGUCUAGUGUGUUAAGUUCAUGCCUGUAAACUACAAGUAGAUAAAAUGGUUAAGAAAAAUGACCGAGAUAGAAAAUGUAUGUAUUUAGUUUGUUUUUCUUUUUUCAACAAACUUAAAUAUUAUUUUGAUUCAUAUAAAUUAUUUAUUAUUCUAAAUUUUAAUCGAAUUUGUACAAUUUUUCUUUUUAAAUUAUUGAACUGUAUCAAAAGAUUUACAUCACCAAUCAGCAUGUCAAUGUAAUAGGCAUUUUAAAGCAUUCCUCAAAUAUUCCAUUCAUAGAAGACAGAUGUAUGACAUUCCAAACAAUAUGUAAAAUAAAAAUAUGCGCUUAAAAUACAUAAUAAAUUUUGUUUAAUAGCGUGGCACUGUCUAUUGUAUUACUGUGUCUAAUUAUAAGUAUUCUGAUGCUGAACGAAAUCGUAUAAUGCUAAGAAAAUUACGAAAUUAAAUAUUUA